Messenger RNA from Drosophila navojoa, 1014 nucleotides. RefSeq lists its product as uncharacterized. The record is from RefSeq and is a predicted model, not a curated record. NCBI's taxonomy places the organism in Eukaryota, Metazoa, Arthropoda, Insecta, Diptera, Drosophilidae.
GCCUGUCAGCGUCAUUUGAAACGUUUGAACGAAGUCGACUUGUUUGAAUCAGAAAGAAAAAUAACCAAAAUUUUGGAGUACAAUUAAAACGAACAACAUGGCAAAUACAAAGCUAAAAUCAAUUCAUGAUAAACAGCGCGCCGAACUGACAGACAGACCCAAGAGCAAGACUAAAACGAAGACCAAGACCAAAGGCCAGAUGAUCCGAUCGAAAACCUCGUUCAAGGCAGCCGACAUAAAACAAACCAAGUCCAAAGUAAACUCAAAGCUUCGACCGCAGACGCUCAAUUUGAAGCUCAAGCGACGAUCUCUUUUGAUGCGUAAAGCAAUGCAGCCACUGCUUCCGCCUCAGGGUAAGUCCAAGCAAAAGGCCAAAGGGCGCGUGGGGAAGCGCAAGCAGCCCAAGGAACCGUCCUCCACCAACGCGACAAUUGUGAUUGUCAAGAAUUCAGAGCACCGCACCAAUCGGCUGUUAAGCUCUGCACAGAAGCGCCGGCCAAGUAGUGCCAAUAACCAGCAGCUGCCGAAACAGAAAACACGUCACCAGAAGCCGGCUCGCAUAUCGGCUGGAGCUGAUGGCGGCUACACUAAGGGGCAACAGAGCAAAGUGCCGCCGCCGCAGAGUCUACUGCCCCACCUGGGCAGCGGCGUUCAGAAAGAGGCAUAUGGCACCUUUGGCUAUAAGCGUUCCCCGCCCCCCAGGCCGAUCCAGAAGAACGAGGAGCUUGUAGUGCCGCUGAGCAGUCGAUUGCCCAUCAUUGACUUCAUUUCCACUGAUGAAUUUGAGCGUCUACACAGCUUCAAGAUGAAGCACAAGAAGCGCUUCCCUGUCGAUGGCAAGCCCAACGAUAAGCUAAAACCAAAGAACUUUUGGCGAUGCGGAUCCUCAAAGUUGCCGGACAUCAGUUGUUAAUGUUUUAUGCGACUCUACGUAAACUCUGUGUACCGCGGUAAAAAUUUUUUGUGUCUAGUUUUAAAAUACAUAGUCAUCCCUAAAAAGAUAGCUGUCACAUA